This is a messenger RNA of Lampris incognitus (smalleye Pacific opah), 608 nucleotides long. RefSeq names its product ly6/PLAUR domain-containing protein 1-like. The record is from RefSeq and is a predicted model, not a curated record. The transcript has 3 exons. Gene Ontology annotation, biological process: acetylcholine receptor signaling pathway. Bases 180 to 608 code for a protein of 142 amino acids. Gene Ontology annotation, molecular function: acetylcholine receptor inhibitor activity. Lineage: Eukaryota; Metazoa; Chordata; Actinopteri; Lampriformes; Lampridae.
UAGUCUUCAUCACAUGGUGCUUCUGGAUUUUCUCUCCAUUUGUCUUUUUAUUGUCCAUCGGGUCCCGCGGAGCUCUGGUGUCCACAGAGGAGAGGAGAGGAGGAGGAGGAAACAGAAGAGGAGGAAGGAUGUUUGUGCAGGGUUUCCUUCAUCUGCUCUGAUGGUUUCAUGAGGAGACGAUGGUUCCUCUGCUUUUCUUCUCUCUGCUGGGGCUGCUGAUGGAGACAGGGGACGCCCUACAGAUUCAGUGCUACCAGUGUGAGGAGGUGAAGCACAACGACUGCUCCUCUCCAGAGUUCAUCGUUAACUGCACGGUGAACGUGCAGGACAUGUGCCAGAAGGAGGUGCUGGUCAAAGCUGACGGAGUACACUACCGGAAGUCGUGUGCGUCCUCGGGCGCGUGCCUCAUCGCCUCUUCCGGCUACCAGCAGUUCUGCACUGGCCGGCUGAACUCAGUGUGCAUUACGUGCUGCAACACGCCGCUGUGUAAUGGCCCAAAGAAGAAGCGCCUGCCGCCCUCCGCCGGGACGCCCAGCUACAGGACGACCCACCCACCCCUCCUCUUCUUCCUCCUGCUCCUCCUGCCUUCACUGGUACUUACGACGUAG